GGAGCGGGGGGCGGGGAGGGGACCCCGGAGGAUAAAGAUGGCAAUGUCUCUUAUCCAAGCGUGCCGCAGUCUGGCUCUCUCAACAUGGCUGCUUUCCUUUUGUUUCGUGCAUCUGCUCUGCCUGGACUUCACGGUGGCGGAGAAGGAGGAAUGGUACACGGCCUUUGUGAACAUCACCUACGCCGAGCCCGCGCCGGACCCCGGGGCCGGGGUGGCGGGCGGCGGCGGCGGUGGCGGCGAGCUGCACACCGAGAAGAGCGAGUGCGGGCGCUACGGGGAGCACUCGCUCAAGCAGGACGCCCGCGGGGAGGUGGUCAUGGCCAGCUCGGCCCACGAUCGCCUGGCCUGCGACCCCAACACCAAGUUCGCUGCUCCGAGCCACGGCAAGAACUGGAUAGCGCUCAUCCCCAAGGGCAACUGCACGUACAGGGAUAAGAUCCGGAACGCGUUCCUCCAGAACGCCUCAGCCGUGGUCAUCUUCAACGUGGGCUCCAACACCAACGAGACCAUCACCAUGCCCCAUUCAGGUGUAGAAGAUAUCGUGGCUAUAAUGAUUCCUGAGCCAAAAGGCAAAGAGAUAGUGAGCCUGCUGGAAAGAAACAUCACCGUGACCAUGCACAUCACCAUUGGAACCCGGAACUUGCAGAAAUAUGUGAGCCGCACAUCGGUUGUGUUUGUCUCCAUUUCCUUCAUUGUCCUGAUGAUCAUUUCCCUCGCAUGGCUGGUCUUUUAUUACAUCCAGAGGUUUCGAUAUGCAAAUGCCAGGGACAGGAAUCAGCGCCGAUUGGGAGAUGCAGCAAAGAAAGCCAUCAGCAAGCUCCAAAUCAGGACUAUUAGGAAGGGUGACAAGGAAACAGAGUCCGAUUUUGACAACUGUGCAGUUUGCAUUGAAGGGUACAAGCCCAAUGACGUGGUCAGGAUCCUGCCCUGCCGGCAUCUUUUCCACAAGUCCUGUGUUGACCCCUGGCUUCUAGACCAUCGCACCUGUCCCAUGUGCAAGAUGAACAUUCUUAAAGCCCUAGGGAUCCCGCCCAAUGCCGACUGCAUGGACGACUUGCCCAUUGAUUUCGAGGGUUCUCUUGGAGGCCCACCAACCAACCAGAUCACAGGCGCCAGUGACACAACAGUAAAUGAAAGCUCAGUCACUUUGGACCCUGCUGUGCGGACAGUGGGGGCCUUACAGGUGGUCCAGGACCCAGACCCUGCACCUCAGGAGGGAGAAGUCAUCUUUACAACUAACAGUGAACAAGAGCCAGCUGUGAGCAGUGAUUCGGAUAUCUCACUGAUUAUGGCAAUGGAGGUGGGACUAUCUGAUGUAGAACUUUCCACUGACCAAGACUGUGAAGAAGUGAAAUCUUGAAAUGGUGGAUAUAGACAAGAGAGAACAUAGGACCCAAGAGGAUGAAGGGAAGGAGUACUCCAAGACGUGAAGAGAAUGCACAGGGCUUCAGAUCACAAUGGCAACUCCAGGGAACUCCUUUCAAGGGUAGUAAUGAAAGCAAUAUCCAAAGUCUCCAGUAAAUCAGGACACAGGUUUCCCAACUCUGCAACAGCUUAUGGCCUUGGUAGCUUGGAAGCUGAAAGCUGGAUUCUUCCUGUGUCCUUGUAGACAUACACUUCAAAAGCUCCUACAACAGAGACUGAAAGGAAACCUUUAGGGUUUCUUCAUUUCAACUUUUCCAGGUCUUACUGUUCUUGUGUUGGGAAGAUUGUUUCGUUUCCUUGACAAUUUCUUUUUAAAGAAAAUGUGUAGUUUACAUCUACCCUUUCUUUUCUCUUUGACUCACUCCAGCUCUCAUAUGCAGGUCUGUUUAGAAGCACCAGUCCUGCUCUGAUGAUUGGUUUGUAUCACAUCUCUGAGAUUCAUGGUUGUGACCUCUCAGCAUGAAGUGUGCAUGACUUUGAGAAUUACCUCAGCACCCUGAAACAGUGUAAGGCCAGCUUUCAUUAAGAAUCGUAAUAACUCCCCUAAGUGGGUCUUAAAAAUCCCAACUGCCAGAGACCCCAACACUAAAUUCUAAAUCUGCUGAGUACAUUGCUCAAUAUUUUCAGUUACAUCAUAUUGGUUUCUACUUACCAGUUCCUGUCCAGGGCCUUGGCAUGAGAGAGCUAUAGGGAAGGACUUCAGUUCAUCUGGGUUUUCAUAGAAGUCCCCUGCAGAGAACAAAUGCCAAUGUUCAGAGGUUGUGUCUGGGACUAUAAUGCUAGAUUUAAAUCUUGGUACCAGGACUAGAGAGUUGCCUCAGCAGUUAAGAGCACUUCCUGCUCUUAUAGAGGACCCAAUUUGGUUCCCAAUACCCACAAGGUGUUUCACAACCAUCUGUAAUGCCAGUUCCAUGUGACCCAUGGAACCAUGUGACCACUUCUGGCCUCCACGGGCGCUGCAUGCAUGUGGUGCACAUAUAUACAUUCAGGCAAAUACUCAUACACAUAAAUUAAAACUUACUAAAUGAAUCUUUAGAACCUGAUACCACAUCAUCCCAUGGAAAGGAAGAUGGCCUGUUUCCCUGGUUUCCCAAAGGCCUGAGCAGUUUAUCACCUCCAAAAAAUGAGUGAAUGAAAGCUGUAGAAAACAUGUAAUCAUUUGUUAGCCCAAUGGCACCUGGGCUUAAGAAUUGUCCCUGAGUGAUUCUGUUCUGCUAAACCUCACCAGACCACCUGGGAAGCAUUGAUGAAUCCUUAGUAGUUCUUAUCUCAGUAUUGAUGAAUCCUUACUAGUUUAUAUCUCUAGCCUACUUGAGAGCAUCCAGAUACCAAGAAAGAAACAAGGUGUGAUUUAACAUACCAGUUAAAACAAAAGGUGCAUCAUGGGAAACUGACAAAUCAGGUUUCUCCUGAUUAAGAGAGACAAAUAAGAAGGAAAAGAAGAAUCCAGUAGAUAUCAAUACCCACCCAUACUUUCAAGUUGUUUACGUUUUUAUUCUUUUUUGGGUAACAAUGACAAAAUGUGCAGUUUUUCAGGUGGGCUAUUUUGUAAUAUAUGCAGCAUCUCCAGAUACAGAAGUGGCCAACACAGUGAACUGUGUCACUGGACAGUUGGGUGGAUCUCCUUAUUGUCUCUAAGCAGUUGGCAAUGACAUAUGCUGCGUGGACUAACUGGGAAAGAAAGUACCUCUUGCUGAGCUGUAUUUGCAUAUUUGAUGUGGGGCUUUCCACCUCAUUACGCUAAUACCCAUUCAGAGUUUGGUUCAGCUAUAAAGGCUUACUUGCCUCCUGGAAUUUUGAGGCUGGGUCAAGGGAGAACUCUGUUGCUUUUUCACUGCCUUUAAUCACUUCCCAUCCGAUGGCUUAUUAGUAGACAGCAAGGCAAGGAAAACUGAUAACUACCUUCAGAAAGGUCAUGCCUCUUUAAGAAUUCUGCACUUCCCAUAAAGAACUGCAGUCUCUAAGGAUUGAGAAGAUAGGACGCAAGAAAGGAAGAGAGCUCUGAUACUCUGAACCAGGAAAAAGAGUUCUGGAUGUACAGCACAUGUACAUCCAGACCUCAACUUCCCCAUCUGCAAAGUGAAGAAUUUAGCAAGAUGAUUCUCAUGGCUCUGUCUGUCCUUAGAAUUAUCCAUGAGCACUUUGCUAGUGGGAUCUUGGGGUUUUUUUUUCCCCCAGAUAUCCAUAGCAUAUAGCAAGUAGGCUUCAUAGCCAGGCAAGUAGGCUUCAUAACCUGCCAGCCAGGUUUCUUGACAUGUAACAUAUGCUAACUGCCUUUGGAGUUUGGUGCUCACAUUGUUAAGUUUCAAGUGUAAGUAAGAAUAAAUUUGUUCUGUCUUGUUUCAAAGCUACAUUUGGAGCGUGUGACCCCUGGAACGCUUCACACCCUCUUAAUCUCAAAGGGGUUCAUUUCUCCAACAAUACUGGCUGGCACCAUUCACCCCUCUUCCAGUGAGCUAUGUCCCCAAACAAAUGUGGGUAUUAAGUAUAAUGAAAUUAGGGAAGUUCAACAGCAAAAGAAAUGCAAAUUAUAAGCAUGCCAAGAGAGAAAAGAGUAUGAUAGUCCUCUGCUUGAAGAGUGUUUUCCUGUAAAUGGUUAGAUAAAUCAUUGAUUCCAUAAGCAAGCCAUGGACAUGACAUCCUACAGGGUGCUGAGUGGAUGAUGAGGGGUCCAAGAGGUUCACCUGCAGCUGUGGAUCUAAGUCCAAGGAGAUUCUGUGGCAAAAUCCCUGAGCCUGUAAGAGUCUCCAUUUCCCAAAAAGUUUUGAAGGGGUUCCCUGUGGCUUUGACAGCUAAAAGAAAGAUUAAACAGAAAGUUUCCCUUUCACCAGAAAUUAGAAAAAAAAAAAAAAAAAAAAAAA
Molecule: messenger RNA, 4286 nt
Organism: Nannospalax galili (Upper Galilee mountains blind mole rat)
Lineage: Eukaryota; Metazoa; Chordata; Mammalia; Rodentia; Spalacidae
Gene: Rnf150
Product: ring finger protein 150
Exons: 7
Coding region: 38-1360 (440 amino acids)
Source: RefSeq, a predicted model, not a curated record